CCUUGGAAACUAAUGAACAACUUCCUGUGCUUAGCUGAAAGAUGGCGGAGGAGAAACCUCGGACGGAUCUUCAGCUCCCAGUGGCCACUGAGACUAAGAAACCCCAUCCCAAAAAAGCUCCGGAGUUGCCCAUCCUGGAGAGAAGGAACUGGCUCAUCCACCUGCACUACAUCCGGAAGGACUAUGAGACCUGCAAGGCAAUCAUCCGAGAGCAGCUUCAGGAGACCCAGGGAAUGUGUGAAUAUGCCGUUUAUGUGCAAGCUUUGAUACUGCGUCUGGAGGGAAAGAUCCAACAGUCCCUGGAGCUUUUUCAGACCUGUGCCAUUCUGAAUCCCACAAGCUCUGACAACCUGAAACAAGUGGCCAGAUCUCUCUUUCUGCUGGGUAAACACAAGGCUGCCAUUGAGGUCUACAAUGAAGCGGCAAAACUCAAUCAAAAGGACUGGGAGAUUAACCACAAUCUGGGUGUGUGCUACAUCUACAUCAAAGACUUCAAAAGUGCUGAAGAGCAGCUGAACAUUGCCUUGCAGUUGAACAAGCACGACAUGACGUACAUGAUGUUGGGAAAGAUUCACUUGUUGGAGGGAGAAACAGAAAAGGCCAUUGAAGUGUACAAAAGCGCUGUCGAGUUUUCCCCUGAGAACACCGAGCUUCUGACCACACUGGGGCUGCUCUAUCUGAAGCUUGGAACAUAUCAAAAGGCAUUUGAACAUCUCGGGAAUGCUCUAACAUAUGACCCCAACAACUACAAGGCCAUCCUGGCAGCAGGCAGCAUGAUGCAGACACACGGUGACUAUGACGUGGCGAUGAACAAGUACCGCGUGGCGGCGUGUGCCGUGCCUGAGAGCCCCCCUCUGUGGAACAACAUCGGCAUGUGCUUCUUCGGGAAGAAGAAAUACGUGGCAGCCAUCAGCUGUCUGAAGAGAGCCAACUACCUGGCUCCGUUUGACUGGAAGAUCCUGUACAACCUGGGGCUGGUGCACCUCACCAUGCAGCAGUACGCCUCCGCCUUCCACUUCCUGAGCGCCGCCAUCAACCUGCACCCCAAGAUGGGGGAGCUCUACAUGCUGCUGGCUGUUGCCCUUACUAAUCUGGAUGAUGUGGAGAACGCCAGGAGAGCGUAUGAGCAAGCCGUUGCAUUGGAUCAGUCCAACCCUCUCGUCAAUCUGAAUUUCGCCAUCCUGCUGUACAACCAAGGGGACAAGAAGGGGGCCCUGCAGCAGUACCAAGAGAUGGAACAGAAGGUCAACAUGCUGAAGGAGAGCGGGAGCAACACCGAGUUUGACCCUGAGCUGGUGGAAAUGGCACAGAAGAUGGGAGCGGCGCUGCAGGUGGGAGAGAGCCUGGUGUGGACCAAACCGGCCAAGGACUCCAAAUCCAGGCAGCGCUCCGCCGGCCCCAGCAAGUCCGCCAGCUCCCAGCAGCCCCUGGGGUCCAACCAGGCCCUCGGUCAGGCCAUGUCCUCCGCAGCCGGCUACAGCAAGAGCAUCCAACUCUCCGCGGGCAGUACCUCCCCAGGCCAGCCGAAACCCCCAUCCCUGCCCCUGGAGCCGGAACCUGACGUGGACAGCGCCCCGUCCCCACCAAAUGAGCCCCCAGGCCCCACCGAAAGCGAGGACUCCAAGUCCAAAGAGAAGAAGAAGAGUAAGCCCAAGCCGGUGGCAGAGUAGAGCUGAGAUGCACAUUGCACUGGGGCUAUGGGGGAAAUCCACUGUCUCCCCAGGAGUCUUCUCAAGCACACUCCAUUUUAAUAUAAGCAUAAAACUUUGUGAGGCUUUUGCCACUUUGCUGGGGGUUUUUUACAUCAGAACUUAGUGGAGGCGAAUACUUUGGUUAGACCGCCACAUUAACGCAGAAUGGCAGAUUUCCCAGUGUGCUGACAAAACCUGUCGUUCACCCCACCCCACUCAGUGGGAUAACAAGGGAAAACAUUUUACAGACCUCUUUUAUAAAGCUUUUUCAGUGUUCUGCGGGUCCGUGAUUUCAGUGUGUGAUCGCACAGCCUCUGUGUAGUUGGUAUGUUGUAGUGCUUCAGUGACAGUGGCAUACCUGGCUUAUCCAUCUUCGAUCCACCUCUGCCUAUCACUCUCGAGCGGAUGACAGCAAUAACUUGCUUGCACCAAGACAUAAUAUAGGGCUUGCCUCAAAAGAACAGCUUCUUAAACAACAAGAGUGAAAUCAGCGAGAAUAUUUCGCAUUUGACUGAAGAUCGCUUGGCUACAAUCACGUACUAAAGAGAACAGGGUUUACGAAUUUGUAUGUUCAUUUUUACCGCACUUUAUUUGUUGUGACCACA
Megalops cyprinoides (Indo-Pacific tarpon) is the source of this 2296-nucleotide messenger RNA. RefSeq names its product Bardet-Biedl syndrome 4 (gene bbs4). The record is from RefSeq and is a predicted model, not a curated record. Gene Ontology annotation, cellular component: ciliary basal body. Lineage: Eukaryota; Metazoa; Chordata; Actinopteri; Elopiformes; Megalopidae. The coding region runs from base 42 to 1670 and encodes 542 amino acids. The transcript has 16 exons. Gene Ontology annotation, biological process: cilium assembly; protein localization to cilium. Gene Ontology annotation, molecular function: protein binding.